GGGUGAUGUUGUUAUUUUAUGCUCCACCUAUACAUGUGUGAGUAGAAGGUAAUCUUUUUUAACUCUUUGUUUUGAGGUGAUUUAAGAUUCAUGGAAGUUAUUAAAAAUAGAGGAUUCCUGUGUCCCUGAGAAUUCUUUUUUUAUAUUGUUUUAAUAUCUAAAUAAUGUGACAAUUCCUUCACAAGCUUUUUUGUUUUGUUUUAGCAUUUUCUUCACUCCCGGCUGGUGAAGAAUGGGGGAGAUAGAAGGAACAUACAGAGUUCUGCAGACUGCAGGGACACGCUUGGGUGCCCAGACCCCUGUAGGAGUUAGCACUCUCGAGCCUGGGCACACUCUCUCAUCCAGAAUGCAGGAGAAGCACCUGCACGUCAGAGUGAAGCUGCUGGACAACACCGUGGAAAUAUUUGACAUUGAGCCUAAAUGGGAUGGCCAGAUAUUAUUGACACAAGUGUGGAAGCGUUUAAAUUUGAUAGAAUGUGACUACUUUGGGUUGGAGUUUCAAAACAUCCAGUCCUACUGGAUUUGGCUUGAACCUAUGAAACCCAUCAUUAGGCAAGUACAAAAGCCAAAGAAUGCAAUGUUUCGCCUAGCUGUAAAAUUUUUUCCACCCGAUCCUGGUCAGUUGCAAGAAGAAUAUACAAGAUACUUGUUUGCCAUGCAACUUAAGAGGGACCUGCUGGAGGAGCGUUUGACCUGUGCGGACACCACAGCAGCCCUUCUCACGUCCCAUCUUCUGCAGUCGGAAAUAGGAGAUUAUGAUGAAACCCUGGAUCGAGAGCAUCUCAAAGUCAACAAGUACUUGCCCAGCCAAGAGCGCUUCCUUGAGAAGAUACUGGAAUUCCAUUGGAAGCACAUGGGCCAGACGCCUGCUGAGUCAGAUUUCCAGGUGCUUGAAAUUGCUCGAAAGUUGGAAAUGUAUGGCAUCCGAUUUCACACGGCUUCUGACAGAGAAGGGACCAAGAUUCACCUGGCAGUUUCCCACAUGGGUGUUCUCGUGUUCCAGGGCACCACCAAAAUCAACACUUUCAACUGGUCCAAGGUCCGUAAAUUAAGCUUCAAGAGGAAAAGGUUUCUUAUCAAACUCCAUCCAGAGGUUCAUGGACCUUACCAGGACACAUUAGAAUUUUUGCUGGGUAGUAGAGAUGAAUGUAAGAACUUUUGGAAGAUUUGUGUGGAGUAUCAUACCUUUUUUAGACUUUUCGAUCAACCUAAACCAAAAGCAAAAGCUGUCUUCUUCAGCCGGGGCUCCUCCUUCAGAUACAGUGGAAGAACUCAGAAACAACUAGUCGAUUAUUUCAAAGAUGGUGGAAUGAAGAGAAUUCCAUAUGAAAGAAGGCACAGCAAGACUCAGAUGUCCAUUCGUACUCUGACUACAGACCUGCCAAAACAGAGCAUCUCAUUCACUGAGGGCCUGAGGACUUCUACCUCCCCAUCUUCAGCAAAUGCCUCCUUUUAUCCGCUCCCUGCCUCCCCUCUGACACCCCCUGGCCUGCCCGAUUUCAAGAACAGCAGCAGCUCCCUUACAGAUACCCAGGUUUCCUACAUCAAGAGUCCACCUGCAGAGAGGAGCAGCGGAAUCAUGGCCGGAGGCCCUGACACACCAUCAGCACAGCCCCUUGGGCCCCCCGCACUCCAGCCUGGUCCAGGCCUGUCCACGGAUAGUCCUCAGCCUUCUCCCUCCAGCCAGAAGAGCUCCCUGAGCCUGAGCCCUGCGUUUCUGGUGACCCUGAGUCCAGCCGAACAGGGUUCAUCCCCACUCCUGAGCCCUGUCCUUAGUGAUGCUGGCGGAGCCAGGAUGGAUGACGAGGAAGAGCCAAGACACAAGCGCGUGCCUGCAGACGAGGCCUACUUCAUAGCCAAGGAGAUUCUUGCCACAGAAAGAACAUACCUGAAGGAUUUAGAAGUUAUUACUGUGUGGUUCCGCAGUGCAGUGGUCAAGGAGGACGCCAUGCCCGCAACCCUGAUGACCCUGCUCUUCUCCAACAUCGAUCCCAUCUAUGAGUUCCACAGAGGUUUCCUGCGCGAGGUGGAGCAGAGGCUGGUGCUCUGGGAAGGGCCCUCCAAAACCCAUGUGAAAGGUGGACACCAACGAAUUGGGGACAUCCUGCUCAGGAACAUGCAUCAGCUAAAGGAGUUUACCAGCUACUUCCAAAGACAUGACGAGGUCCUGACAGAACUAGAGAAAGCCACCAAACGCUGUAAGAAGCUGGAGGCAGUGUACAAGGAGUUCGAGCUACAGAAGGUCUGCUACUUACCUCUUAACACGUUCCUGCUCAAGCCCAUCCAGCGGCUGGUACACUACCGCCUGCUGCUGCGUCGCCUGUGUGAGCACUAUGCGCCCAGGCACCAUGACUACGCCGACUGCUGUGACGCCCUGAAAGCCAUCACAGAGGUGACCGCCACACUCCAGCACAGCCUCGUCCGGCUGGAGAACCUGCAGAAGCUGACAGAACUUCAGCGGGACCUGGUGGGCAUCGAGAACCUCAUCACUCCUGGCAGGGAGUUUAUUCGCGAGGGCUGCCUUCACAAGCUCACCAAGAAGGGCCUGCAGCAGAGGAUGUUUUUUCUGUUCUCAGACAUGUUGCUGUAUACAAGCAAAGGUGUUGCGGGGACCAGCCACUUCCGGAUCCGGGGCCUUCUUCCACUCCGAGGCAUGCUGGUAGAGGAAAGUGAGGACGAGUGGUCUGUUCCACACUGUUUCACCAUCUAUGCGGCUCAGAAAACAAUGGUGGUGGCAGCCAGCACUCGGCUGGAAAAAGAGAAGUGGAUGCUUGACCUGAAUGCCGCGAUCCAAGCAGCCAAGAGCAGCAGUGACACAUCCCCUGCGCUGCCAGGCAGCACCAUGUGUACUCAUCCCUCCAGAUCCUCCAAUGAGGUCUCUCUGGAGCAGGAGUCAGAAGAAGAUGCUCGGGGCACUCGCAGCUCCCCGGAGGGACAGGGCCAGCACCGGGCUAACACCACGAUGCACGUGUGCUGGUACCGGAACACCAGUGUGUCCAGGGCUGACCAUAGUGCAGCUGUCGAGAACCAGCUUUCAGGAUAUCUGCUGAGAAAGUUCAAGAAUAGUCAUGGCUGGCAGAAACUCUGGGUGGUCUUUACCAACUUUUGUUUAUUCUUCUACAAAACUCACCAGGACGACUACCCUCUGGCCAGCCUUCCGCUGCUGGGCUACACUGUGAGUGUUCCCAGGGAGACUGAUGGCAUCCACAAAGACUAUGUUUUCAAGCUUCAGUUCAAAUCUCAUGUCUACUUCUUCCGGGCAGAGAGCAAGUACACAUUUGAGAGGUGGAUGGAGGUGAUUGAAGGGGCCAGCAGCUCACCUGGGAGGCCCCCGAGCCUCGUGCAGGACUGCCCACGGCCCUCCUCAGGGCUGGAAGGGCAGUCGGGGAAGGAGGAAUGAAGCUCAUCCGCCCAGGUGAGGACACACCAUGGAGAACCAGAAGGCAUGAAGGCAGCCAUUGUCCUCACCAAGCUGAGGAACCGGAGCAGCCGCUUGUCCUGAGUCUUCUAACAGGCAGGAGGCAGCUGUGGCCUUGCUGGGUCCCCAUCGACACCAAGUGUGGGUGGGCUUCACAUGACAUCUGAGAGGGACUUUGUCCAUUCUCAAGACCCAGCACAGAUCUGGGGCACUGGGAAGGACAUCAGGUCUCAAAUGGGGAGCCACAGGUCCCUGGCUCAAAGGCCAUGGGCAGGACCUGAGCUGUGCUCUGGGCAUUGGACCAAAGCUAGGCUCACCCUGCCCUCUCCUCUUCCCAGAUCAAGGGCCCACUAAGGACUGGCCUAGAACAAGAACUGGGGCAGGCAGCCCCUGAACCAUCCUCACAAUGCCCACCACCAGAGCUCCUCUCAAGCACUCACUCUCCUCUGGUCCCAGGAAGGCUAGAGCCUCGCAAUGCCCAGCCAUCCUAACUUUUCCUCUGGGUGAACCAAGUGGCAGCCCCAGCAGCCUGGCCUUCGGGUCACAGCUAAAUGAGUCUGGCAGAAGCCACAGUGGUUCCGACCCUACGUACCUCUGGAGAAGCAGAAACCAAAGUACCCUGUGGUCCCUGGGAGGGUGAGGUCUUCUUAAUUUAUUAUGCCCAGCAUUUCUUCCAGGUGGAGACAGAUGUCUGACUUUGUUCACACAUGUCUCAAAAUAAACAUCUCCCCACCCACCUGCAAACUCCUCUCUUGUCACUGCUCUCCUUCCAGUAGGCAAUGCAGAACCCACAAACCCAUCACAGGGCACUCAGAAGGGGGAGUCAC
Carlito syrichta (Philippine tarsier) is the source of this 4245-nucleotide messenger RNA. RefSeq names its product FERM, ARH/RhoGEF and pleckstrin domain protein 2 (gene FARP2). The record is from RefSeq and is a predicted model, not a curated record. NCBI's taxonomy places the organism in Eukaryota, Metazoa, Chordata, Mammalia, Primates, Tarsiidae. The transcript is spliced from 26 exons. The coding region runs from base 233 to 3400 and encodes 1055 amino acids. Gene Ontology annotation, molecular function: guanyl-nucleotide exchange factor activity; cytoskeletal protein binding. Gene Ontology annotation, cellular component: cytoskeleton.